Molecule: messenger RNA, 1240 nt
Organism: Gavia stellata (red-throated loon)
Lineage: Eukaryota; Metazoa; Chordata; Aves; Gaviiformes; Gaviidae
Gene: PALM
Product: paralemmin
Exons: 9
Coding region: 20-1240 (406 amino acids)
Biological process (GO): regulation of cell shape
Cellular component (GO): membrane
Source: RefSeq, a predicted model, not a curated record
CGCCCAGCCCGCCUGGAAAAUGGAGGCUGUGGAGGCCAGCACCCUUCAGCAGGAGAGGCUGCAGGCCAUUGCGGAGAAGCGGAAACGUCAGACGGAGAUCGAGAACAAAAGGCGGCAGCUUGAGGAUGACAGGCGGCAGCUGCAGCAUCUCAAGUCCAAGGCUCUGCGGGAGAGAUGGCUGCUGGAGGGGGCCCCGACCUCAGCCUCCGAGGAGGACGAGGCCAUGAAGAAGCAGAUGCAGGAGGAUGAGGUGAAGACCAAGGAGCUGGAGGAAACCAUCCAGAGGCUGGAGAAGGAGCUGGAGACGCUGGAGAAUGGCAGCUCGGCAGCUUCCACCAAGGAGAACCUGGCGGAGGCAGCGGCGCCGGACAAGGAGGAGAAGGCAGAGGCCGUCCCCAACACGCAGAAGAGUCCCCUGGGCACGGUCAAGGGCGGUUGCCUCUCCUCUCCACCUCCAGCCGAGAAGAAGGUCUCCAGCAGCCCCAUGAAGGUGGUGGAAGGCACUGACAUGAUGAAGGCAGCCAUGUACUCGGUGGAGAUCACGGUGGAGAAGGACAGAGUGACUGGGGAGACCAAGGUCCUGUCCAGCACCACCAUGCUCCCCCAGAACCACUGUCUGCAGGGGGUCAAAGUGUACGAGGAUGAGCUGAAAGUGGUGCACGCGGUGAGCGCCGAGGAUGGGGCCCUGCAGAACGGGGCCCACCCCCUCAGCUCCUCCGAGGUCGACGAGCUCCUGCACAAGGCGGACGAGGCCACCCUGAGCGAAGCUGCCAGGCGCGAGGCCCCGGCCAGGGUGGGCGAGGAGGCCAGCGGCACCCCGGCCAGCCAGAAGCCAACGCCGCGGCGGGAGAUCACGGGGCUGCAGGCCAAGCCGCGGGAAAGCACCGCGGUGCUGCCGCCGGGCGAGGGGAUGGAGCCGAGCCGGGAGCAGCCUGUCACCAUGAUCUUCAUGGGCUACCAGAACGUGGAGGAUGAGGACGAGACCAAGAAGGUCCUGGGGCUGGAGGGCACCAUCAAGGCCGAGCUGGUGGUGAUCGAGGACGCCGAGAGCAAGCCGGAGCCGGCGCGCAAGGACCACGCACCGCCCAAUGGCACCGCACUGGAGCCAGCGGCCGCCCAGCCGCUGGGGGAGGAGGGCCCGGGUGGGCAGAAGCUGGGUGCCAACGCCACGGACGCCAAGGAGGCCGAGCAGGAGACGGACGUGAAGAAGCAGCGCUGCAAGUGCUGCACGGUGAUGUGA